Vitrella brassicaformis is the source of this 3674-nucleotide messenger RNA. The record is from the annotation of a GenBank genome assembly. Lineage: Eukaryota; Vitrellaceae.
CCAAGAUGAAGAUGCUCCUUCUCCUCCUCGCCAUAGCGUCGUUAUGCAUCGACACGAACGUCAGUCAGUCAGCAGAUCGUAGCAGAUCGAUGAUACCAAUGGUCUUGCGUCUGGUGUCCCUCUCUGCGUGUGUGCGUGCAGGGUGCCUUCGUGCCUUCGUGGCGACCAUCUCAGCUGCAGCCUCUCUCUUGCAACAGGUGCAAACAGAACAGCCACACGAACGAACAGACGGAUCUCAUGAUGCACUCACUCAGUCAGCUGUGUGUUCUCUCUCACAUCACACAGGCGCCGAACGACGAGGCUGCAACAGAGGUCACUGCAAGAUGACGAGCGUGAAGCCCCAGAGCCACCACCAGCAGGAGCAACAGCAGCGGCUGAUCGGCUAAGCAAUCUUGUGAUCGGGUGCCUCACAUCACUGCUGGCACUGCUGCUGGUCAGCAAACAAACAACAGAGAUAAGUUAAACACGAUAGGUCGUCAGUAUUUUGGCAUGCCGCUGUGUCCCUCUCUCUGUGUGUCGUGUGUCAGCCGGCGCUUCCCCUGUGCCCUUCCCCCGCCUCUCCCACACUCGCCGCUGAUGCUGCAGUGGCCACGCCGGCAGCUUUGGGCCCGUCAUCGCGACCGAUGUUUCCUUUUCACGAUCUGCACGCCGACGCCUUCCCCCUGCCACCCUGGGCCAUACCUGAAGACCUCUCGCCGAGAGAGAAGAGGAUUCUACAGGUAGGUACCUUUGGUGGAUUUGGUGGCUCGCUGCCGACAAUGGAUAUGUGUGUGUGUGUUUGUGUGUCAGGCUGAGCUGUACAAGGCUGUGGUAGACAGCGGCGACCCUGAGAUGGUGUUCAAGGCCAACAAGGCCAUUGUGGAGCAGGUCUGGCAGAUCGCGAGUCUGCUGUUCUAUGAUCCAACAGGUACCUGCGACAUGGAGAGAGAGAGAGAGAGAGAACACAUGCAUAUCAACGGCACCCGAUACAUCAUGUGUGUGUGUAGGUGGUGAGAAGUUCGAGCCCUCGGACAAGGCGUGGCGUCAGGCGCUCAACCAGUACCUGUACCCCACCAUUCCAAACUCCAAGGCCGACGCGCUGACCACCGUGGACGGCACCAGGAAAGCCAUCAGAGACCUGCUCAGCUUCCUACAAGACCCUUACACAGGCACACACACACACACACACACACAGAGAGAGAGAGAGAGAGAGGGGCAGGGGGAGGACCUCCUGUGUGGUUGAUCGCAUGACGUCAUCAGAGUACAUCCCGCCGAAUCGUGUCGAGCAGGUGGAGGGACGGCCCUCGCCCUCACAGACCAACUUCCAGAACAGAAUUCGCACCACUUCCACAGACAAUGGCCACAAUGGCAACAACGUCAACGGCUACGAGGGUGCGACACCUCCCCAGCAGCAGCGGCAGCGGCAGCAGCCGGCGAGCAUCGGUGUGCAGAUUGCGUUGAAGAGCGUGGCUAUGGGCAACAAGGGCCCAGUGUCCACGGGGAGGGGCAAGACCACCGUCGCAGAAAUCGUCGGCGGUGAGAGUCAAGAGGAAAGAAAAGCACAAAGGAGAGCGCGUGACUGACGCCAUGCAUGUGUUGCUGCCUCUGUGUGUGUGUGUGUGUGUGUGGUGCAGUGUACCCCUCCUCCCCUGCCGAGUCGUGUGGGCUGCGGAUCGGCGACUGCAUCGUCAGCAUCGACAACACAGACGUGCCGAAAUCGGUAGAUGAGGUACGCGCGCACCUCUCCCCCUGGCCAGCACACGCAGGGCACCGAUACGCGCAUUCAUUCACACAGGUUUAUCGGAGGCUGGAGGGGCCCCAGGGCUCCGGCAUCAAGCUGACCAUCCAGCGGCAGCCCACACAGGCCGACAUGACAGAGGUAGACACCGACAUCUCUCUCGUCAUGUCGGGCGGCGCCGGGGCGAGGGACGGCUCAUACGAGCCCUGGAACCUGCCGCUGAAGGUGGAUGUCGAUCUGAGGCGAGACAACGGCGUCUUGCCGCCACUGGUGGCCGAGUGGGUCCCUCUGCAAAGGUAUCAGGACGAGGAGAAGGGGUCUCUGAAACGGCUGUUGGGGGCCUGGGGUGCGAGAGAGCCGGGAGAAGGGGAAAGGAUCGCAUACCUUAGGUAGGUACGUCGGAUCAGUGACCACGACUUAUGCGAAUAAGUGUCCACCUACCGCACGGCAUGGUUCGGUGGUGUGGGUCUGUCUGCAGGCUGCACUACUUCUCCAGGUCGACAUUCAACAAGUUGCUGCCCGUCCUCGACGCAUUUGAGCGGGGACAGGCUGUCGUCGACGGCAGGACGGGCGCAUCCCUGUCGGAGCGCCAGACUUCAGCGAACAGCCCACCUCUCGGAUGUAACACUCACUCAUAGACAGAGAAAGAAGCGGUGCCAUUCACCCACCAGCCGCCGAUCCGUCGUUGUUGUUUGUGUCUCCCUGUGUGAGUGCAGACAUCAUCGAUCUGCGCAACAACUACGGCGGUGUGUUUCAGGAGGCGAUGCUCAUCGCCUCCCUCUUCCUUGACGACCCCAACGCACCCACACCCACACCCACACCCAACCCCGCCCAGCAGCAGCAGCAAGGCCAGGAGACGGCGGCAGUGUCUACCAGGAUGUUCGGUGGUGGUGGGCGUGUCACUGAUGUGCCUGUGCUGUACUGGAUGAUCACCUCCUGGCCAAACAGGGAGUCGGGUAGCUAUCUCACCAAACAUACAGGUGCGGUGUGGUGCGCACGGGGGAAGACGACACGACACAAGAGAGAGAGAGGAACACUCCGUUAUGAAUGAGUGCUGUGGUGUCUGUCUGCCAGUCGAUGAGUUCCACUUCGACAGGCGGUUUCCCAAUGAGGUCGGCUCCAUCCGCAACCUCAGGAGACCACCACCACCAACACCACCUACUGCCGAAGACGGCACGCUGCCGGCGGCCAGCCUGUCCCCUUCCCCUCCCUCUCCCUCUCCCUCCCGGCCUCCCCCAGUGGUUGUGCUGGUCAACCGAGGCACGGCGAGUGCCGCAGAGAUCUUCGCAGCCGCUCUGCGUGAUAACGGACGCGCCGUGGUAGUGGGGGAGAGGACGUACGGGAAGAGCCUCAUCCAGCAUUUCUUCCCGCUGCCUGACGGUGGGGCGCUGAAGCUGACGAUAGCGGAGUAUCUCACUCCCAAGCGGCAGCACGUGUCGCCUUCCCGUCUCGGAAACCCUUAUGGCGGAAUUGCCCCUGACCUGCUGUGUCUGGCGUCGCCUACGGGGGAUCGAGGGGCGCCUAUGGACGUCUGCACGCAGAUGGCCGCUCUCAGGAUUCUCAGAUCGGAGAACCAGUGAUCGAGAGGAAUAUGUGGGUGUAUCUGAUUGGGUGUGGUUGUGUGUGGGGGUGAAUUGUUGUGUAGGCAUACAUAUGGUGUUGUGGUUGUGGCUAGCCUUCCUUGUGAAAGUCCGUGUGUUUUGUCCCAUGUGGCUGGCUGUACAUAAUUGAGAGAGACAGACAGACAGACAUGAUGCUAUGCAGAGCUGGCUGGGCUGGGUAGGGCAGAGGCAGGCACGACUUUUUGCCACUCACUCACUCACUCAGUCACUGGUCUGUCUGACCCCCUAACGAAGGUUUUGACCAGCAGCUGGUGAGGAACUGACCGUGUGGAUGGCGAUGGAUCGACUCACUCGACGAAUGGAUAGAUCGGUCGAGCUCUCGUGUCAUCCACACA